This is a messenger RNA of Acytostelium subglobosum LB1, 243 nucleotides long. RefSeq lists its product as hypothetical. Lineage: Eukaryota; Evosea; Eumycetozoa; Acytosteliales; Acytosteliaceae. The coding region runs from base 1 to 243 and encodes 80 amino acids. The transcript has 2 exons. The record is from RefSeq and is a predicted model, not a curated record.
AUGCAACAACACCAACAAAACCAACAACAACAACAGAAUCAACAUCAAAAUCACAAUAGACUAUCGCCAAAGAAGUUCCUAAUCAACCACUUUGACGACAGUUACCCAAUGGACAACCCACUACAACAGAGACCAUCCAGUUACCAACAACAACAACAACGUGAUGAAGAUGAUUAUAGAUACAACUCUUCAAAUCUUAUUUGUCCAGAUGACCAAUUAAUGUUUGCAAUUGAUGAUAUAUAA